AUGGCACAACCCCGUGGAGAACGACCAUUCUCAUUUCACAGCCUCCUCAAGAUGCUCAUCGCGCCAAACGCCUCCAUGAGGGCGGCUCACGACGAGGCCGACCUGGCCGAGGACUUGGAUGAACCCCCUGAUCAACAGCAUAUUAUGCACGCGACUUCUUUACACCACCACGACGAGACCGUCUUUGCACGACCCGCCAUCGCCCACCACAAAGAACCCGAAUCCCUGCUCACCCGCGCCCUCAAGAGCAGCCCGGAGAUGUCCCCCACCGAACGUCACCCCGCUCUUCACGACUCUACCUACUCCUACCGUUCCUACCCUCACAGCAACAUCAGUGGCCUCUCCCCCGCAGAGCUGACCAGCGAUGGCGGCCUGACUAGCCCGUCUCUAUCCAAUACCCCGAGCCCACCUUUGCCACCACAGAUGAUGGGCAAGGCGGCUCAGAUGAACGGCAAGAAGGACACUACCCCCAAGGUGAAAAUCGCCGCCACCAACGAGACCACCGUCGAGGCCAACCUGGGACGUAAGCGGUGCAUCAGCUUUGCCUGCGGCCGUCAGACCGAGGCCACCACUUCUCAAAAACCAUCCGUGCCGCCUACCUCUCGACCCGGACCACCUAACGAUACACUCGAACCCCCCAAGCGCAAAACCGCUCUCACCUUUGCCUGCCCCGGACGCGUGUCCGCCAUCGCACGAGAGCGCUCGCCAGGCCGCAAGUGCGCUUUCCGAAGCCGCUCUCGUGGCUCUCCGGCUCCCGUUGCUCGCAAGCCCUCCCAGGACCGCGUAAUUGGCAUUCAGAUUGAGAAGAAGCCCGCGAAUGGUGUCCCUCAAGGAGUUCCGACUAGCGGACUGGGCAAGUUUGAGGAAUCCGAGGCUACUCGCUUCCACGAGUUUGCCAGUUCUAUGGAUGAGGAUGAUGAGUGGGUGACCAAAUCGACCGAUUACGCCCAGAAGAUCACCUUGAAUGAUUGCAUGAAGAAGGAGAUUGCAAUUCGACGACUGGGUGAAGAGGCCGAGAAGGAAGCCCAGGAUGAAGAAGAUGAAGAGGACAACGAAGAUGACGAUGCUGAGGAUCUCGCCGACGAUGACUCCACUGUCCACCUCUCCGACGAUGAGGGCAACGAGUCCGACAACGAGGCUGGCUUUGCGGAGUCUGACGAGAGCGAUGACGAUGGUUCAGACUACGAAUUUUGGGCCCCAUCGGCUAUUGUGCCUGAAAUCAGUACUCAGCCCCUCGACGCCUUCGCGCCAACCAUGGAGCGCCGUGCUUCCAACACUUCCUUCGACUCGAUGACUGAUGACCACCCGAAAUGGUUGCCAGCUCCCGUUCGAAAGAUUAACAGGCGUCGCCCUUCCAAGGGGUGCAAGAUCAUGCGCCCUGGUACUCCCAACCUUCCGGAUAGCACGGACUUUGUCUGCGGCACACUCGAUGAGGAUCGUCCGAUGGAGGCUGCGUACAAGUCCUGCAUGGAACAACGGCGCCUGUCGAAGCACAUUCUCAUCCCGCAAGACAUUGACCCUAGCUUCCCGACUAGCGACCCGGAGGAUGACGAUGACGAUUUGGAGGAUAUCUCCCACGGUGAUUUUGACGACUUCGUCUUCGAGCCAGCUCGAGGCCGUACUGAGGAUCCUAUUCGCAAGCCCUCGCCUCGUCACUCCCCCAAGCGCAUGGUGUCUCCCCCACCCCGUCGGGCUGGUCGGAUUUCGCCCAAGCGUCUGAAGUCCCCUCCUCCCCGGUCUCGAGCCUGCCGGGCCAAGUCGCCCUCGCCUUCUAAGCGCUCGGCUUUCCCGGAGGACCUGCCUGCCGUUGAGUCUUCGUCGCCCCAGGGCCUGAACAUCAGCCAUCUGGUUCAGCGCCCGCAUCUGACCCGUACCAAGUCGCUGCCGCGCACUCCCAACCCUUUCUUCACAAGCUUGGACAAGUCGCACCGCUGGCACGGUAUCCCACCUCUGACGGAGUCGCCGGAGCGUGAGCACUCUCGCACCCGCGAGAUGCAUACCCGUGGACCCAUUGACAUCGUUGAGGGUCUUGAAAAGAAGCGCCAGAAACGCAAAGAGAAGUUCUGGCGUCAACAUUGCCGCAAAGCUGCCAAAGAGCAGAUGGUUCGGCGGCCGAUUCCCGGCAAGGGAGCUGAACGGAUGAAGGAGCUUGGCCUCGAAGUUGCUGAGAGGUGCAGGGCUUACGGUGUCGCUCAAGACACCCAGCUCGUCCUAUCCGUUUAG
Messenger RNA from Penicillium subrubescens, 2223 nucleotides. RefSeq names its product DUF2457 domain-containing protein. The transcript has a single exon. NCBI's taxonomy places the organism in Eukaryota, Fungi, Ascomycota, Eurotiomycetes, Eurotiales, Aspergillaceae. The record is from RefSeq and is a predicted model, not a curated record. The coding region runs from base 1 to 2223 and encodes 740 amino acids.